AUGCACGGAGCGGCGAGAAUCGUCAUUAAAAUGCCGUGGCAGGAAGAGCGGUCGAAGGAGGAAGAAAAUAACUCCGGUUCCAGUCCACGGCAAACGAUGACGCUAGAGGCAAAGGUCACACAAGUUUCGUCAGUGGACGCCACAAGUCCCUCUGAGUCAGCAACCGAAAAGAAAGUCAUCAGAGAAGUGGAUACUGCAGGAAGAAACUCUGCCGCAGCAAAUGAUGAUCUGAGGGGCAGCCUUUCGACCUCCAGCGAUAGUCGCGCUGUGGUUGACGUAACGGAGGCACUUCCCUCGCAACCCUCAAAUUUAUCAGGUAGCGAUCUUCGUCCUAAAACUUGACUGAUAUCUCCUACGACCGUCACGGACCACAUGCAGUUGACAGUAACUAACAGACGAAAUUUGAAUUCAAAUCGAAGACGACUCCGCAGAGCACUGAAUAGCUCUGAUGUGUCAAUAAGUAGUCCAGUCGAGUGCACUUCCCAUAUCAAAAGCGCAAUGAAACAUUCUUACAGGUGACAGGGUUCGAUUUGAAUGUGAAGCAAAACGUGGAGGAAGCACACAAUGAAAACCCACAAUCGCCAUUCAUCGUCAGCAGUUGGGAUUACGGUAGAUACUAAAAGACAUUCUGCAAAUGUGUUUUUGAUAAAAUACGUAUGCUUAAGUGAGGUUGUAAUAUUGGCCAUUAGACAGUUUAACUCCAGGGUAUGUUACUCACAUCCGGAUGCCGGCUUUUUAAUGAGCUUAUUUUCGGCCGCAUAAAAAACCACAUUUAAUGAAAAAAGUGACAGUUGAUGUAAUAAGAGUCCUACCCACUGAUUUUCAAUGUCCCCAUAAAUUCAAUAUAUUUCAUAGAAUGCACAAACAAAAUAUUAUUUUUUGUAUUCAUUUGGUAACAGAAUGCGUUUUCUUCAAAUUUUACACUUGAAGAAAACCUUUUCAGUUACCGAAUUAUUUUGAAUUCGACUGAGAGUUACACUUACGCCUAAGGUAUGAGGCUACGCAUUGCAUACUUUCCUAGGACGAAAAACGUAUAUUGCCUACGCUAUCAAGAUGAAGUCAUAUAGGACUCAUAAAAUUUGCGAUGGAUCUAAACCAUGCUGUACGCUUCAUGUGCAAUAUCAGUAAACAGGUAGGUACGAUGUCGCAUGGAUAAAGAUUUACGAUCUUAAAAUUCUCAUAAUUACAUACCCUUUUAAAAACGAUAAGGAAUGCUUUCCUUGGGUAAAGAAUUUGGUGAAGACAUACUUUGGUACCAAAGGUAUAUAAUAAAAAAAUAUUUUUCACAUGCCUUCAAUGAAAUAUUAGGGAUUCUGGAAAGUGACGUCGUUUUUUAAUAAAUGACAAGAGAACUGUUUGCCGGAAAAUACUUUAUUUUAAUCAGUUCUCUGAUCAUCAGUGCCAUCAAUCACCAUUAUCCAUCUCAAAAUUAUUUUUAUCACUUCCUUUAAAAAGGAAGCUUGCUCUGAUGAAAAGAAUUCUGAAGGCCUGUUUAUAAUAUCACCUUUUCGAAAAGUUUUUUCCCGUCCAGAAAGUGCUGUAGAGAUCUGAACAGAUGAGGAUCGGUCGACAUACAAUCAGGUGAAUAGGGUGGAUCGUAUUCUGAGUCUGUCAGGCUGAGGGCGGUCCAGCGUUUUCAUGCGGCAGAAUGACACAUUUUGAUUGAUUAGCGCUGGAUGUUUAAGGACAAAAACUUGGCCUAAGCGAUGUAAUUGAAGACAGUUAUUUAUGCCGUUACGAUCUGAUCUUACUGCAGUAGUUUAAAGUGAAGUAUGCCUCCCAUAUUUCACCAAACACAAACCACGACUUUCUUGAAGUAUCUAUUUUAUUUCGGAGUGGGACUUGGUGUCUGACCUGCAAAAAACUAUUGGAUUUGCGUUUUUUUGUCAUCGUAGGGAACUAACUUCUGACACUCUGAUGAAGAAAGUUUCCUUCUCCUGUUUGAUUAACAAACGUUUAUAAAUAGUGGAAAACUGGGUUUUGUUUUCUGUCGAAAGUUGAUGCGAGACCCAAACUCCUAGUCUAAUGACUAUCCGUAUCCGUUGAAGGUGCACCUCAACAGUAGACCACGACGGAUUGAGGCUUCCUGAUAAUUCCUCAAUAGAUUGACGAGGAUAUGUCCCAGCGGUUGCGCGCAAAAUGUUCUUAUUCAGUUUCACUGGUCUUCCCGAACGAUGGGUAUCAAAAAGUUUGGAAUCGUCCGAUAGGAAUGUUGCGAACCAAUGCUGGCACUUGCGGGCAUCGAAGGCAUUCGAAUAAACAUCACAAAUUGCUCUGUCGACUGCUGUUGCGUUGUUUACCCCGCAAAAUACAUACAGCAUACAGGGACAAACAUGACUGCCUCCUGGUUGUAUGUUUGCUACUUCGUUAGGUUUAAUUUGGAUAGCAAAAGUUAUGUAAAAUUCGAAAACAAUAACCAGCUGAUUUGCAAAGACACAUAAUUCAGAUGGGGCAAAUAUAAACACUCAAUAUAUAACAUUUAAAUUAUAAUCACACAGAACAGUAUUACUUCCCGCCACCCCUAAUAUAUAAAUUCGUAAGGGCAAUGAAAAUUGACGGGAAAGAUUCAUACAACACACGUAUUCACAUUUAUUGAAUGCGGUUUUUUCAUGCGGCAGGAAAUAAGCUCAUUCAAACAUCGGCAUACUGGCAUGAAUGAAACGUUUUGGAAUUAAGCGGAAUUCUGACCAACUUCGGCCGAAUAACCUACACAAAGCCGUCAAGAUCAAAGAUGACUGUGUGCGCUUACAAAAUUCCGCUGAUCGCAGCCUUCCGGGACAUUGGAUUAUUGUAAUGUAACGUUCAUUAAGGUGCUGCCAUGUGUGUGGACAGAGCACAGUAGACGUCGAAUCGGAGGCACGGCCACCGAGUUUCAACAAAGAGCAAAGUCGGCUGGAGACGCGUACAGGCUUUGUUCACAACUAUGCUCAGUGCUCAAUAAUGAUCCUGGACAGCUACGUGGAUAUACUUCUCCUGGCACAUUGUCCUAAACCAUAACUCACUGUUGAGCUCUCCUCUGGGAUGUCGCUGUUCGAUGUCGCUUACUAAGUAAUUAUCAGUCGGCCAGUUCAUAACUCCCAACAAAAUGUGUGCAGGCGUAUGAAUUGCCAUGGCUCUGGGAUUCCACAUCGAAGAGUCUGGGCCUUACUAGCAGAAUGCCCUCCGAAAUUCCUAACUUAUGAUCUGUAGUUGUGAACGCCAGGUCAUUUAUGAGCAGUUACCCUAUUCAAUAGUGCUUCAAACUACGUUUGACAGUUUUGCUCUUCUUUAUAUUAAGUGUGGUUUAAUCAUUUUAAACCGCUAGGACCUGCUCAUAUUCAAAAGUGACAGCUCCUUGCAGAGACAUUCCGGCAGAUUUUUUAUUGGAUAACAUGACUGAUGGCAGUGACUCCUCAGGUUGAUGAAAUAAGCCACUGGCAACGAUGGUGGUCUAGUGCAAUGCGUUGAAAAUACACGCGGGAUAUAACAACCUAUAAAUUGUUAACACAUUUUGAUACGAGAGAGGGUAAAGCGUAUGAUGCCGUUAAAUAAAAACUCGUUUCUCCGCCUGAACGCAAACACCAGGUAACAAAGCCAGCUUUCCGGACGUCCACAACAUCGGAUCUCCUCUAUAAAGCCUCAUCUCUGUCUUGAAGUACCUGAAAACUAAUCACGAAUUGACUUUAAACGAACUGGGACCUUAAACCUAUUUUUAUAUUAUGCCAACAGAUGUACAGGAAAAACUAGCGCCGGGAAUUUCAUGCUCCAUCUCAAGGACACCAGAAAAGGUAACAAGUGCAACUACUUCGUGAUUGAAGAUUUGAAACUGUGUACUUUGCCCUAUUUUAUAGCUCUAGCUAAACAAGACGCAAAAUUAUGAACUCCGCGGUUAAUCAUUCUUCAUGCCCCGAAUUUUAUGACUGUUCCCUAGGGCUUCAGUACAAUGCAUGUAGUAUAACAUUUAGAUAACACUGACGACACUGAUGGCGGAAAGUCGACCAUGCAAGGGAUAGGGGUCGAAAUAUGUUCGACAACCUUUUCGUUUUGCACCUUCUCAGAAACCCAGCUGAAUCCACUCAACAGCGUUGGACUUGAGUUAUAGUACAAAUAGUUUGAGCACGUUUUACCAAUCCAUUUUUUAUGAGAAAUGCUGUUUGUUACAACGCGCUAUGAUUUAGUCCUUCUAACCCACUAUAUGACUUAUUGAUUUCUUGGGUAGUAGUGGGUCGAUUCAUCACAAACCAAAAUAAGCGCCUGUCUACCGCAUGCAGACAGAGCAGGUAUUUUGUGAAAUAUGACCAAAAAGUAGAAAGGUGCUUUCUUCCAGGCAUGUUUACAUAAUUGUCGCUUUCUUCUCCGACUAAAGAUUCCGCACGGUGUUACCAGCGUGACUACUACCGGUUCUAUUUCUACCACAUGGUGGAAGGACACUAA
Messenger RNA from Spirometra erinaceieuropaei, 4413 nucleotides. The record is from the annotation of a GenBank genome assembly. NCBI's taxonomy places the organism in Eukaryota, Metazoa, Platyhelminthes, Cestoda, Diphyllobothriidea, Diphyllobothriidae.